AUGUCGGCCGUCGAGGCGCCACCACCAACUAUCCCGGCGGCGACGCUAGCCGCGCUCGACAAGUACAAGGCCGGACACAAGGAUACCAAGGUCGUCGUGCUGUUCAAGUCUAUCGGCUCUGCACCGAUCAUGAAGAACAAUGUAUUCAAGAUUAGCGCGAACAACAAGUUCCACACCGUCAACUCGUUCCUGCGAAAGCAGCUGGGGUUCAAGGCUGGAGAUCCACUGUUCACGUAUAUUAACGGCGCGUUUGCACCAACACCCGACGACAUCGUCGGUAACCUGUACGACUGCUUCCAGACGGGCGAACGGCUCAUUGUCAAUUACAGCAACACGCAGGCUUGGGGAUAG
Messenger RNA from Cutaneotrichosporon cavernicola, 351 nucleotides. RefSeq lists its product as uncharacterized. The record is from RefSeq and is a predicted model, not a curated record. The transcript has 4 exons. Bases 1 to 351 code for a protein of 116 amino acids. Lineage: Eukaryota; Fungi; Basidiomycota; Tremellomycetes; Trichosporonales; Trichosporonaceae. Gene Ontology annotation, cellular component: Atg12-Atg5-Atg16 complex; phagophore assembly site membrane; cytoplasm. Gene Ontology annotation, biological process: C-terminal protein lipidation; autophagosome assembly; autophagy of mitochondrion.